Molecule: messenger RNA, 1114 nt
Organism: Hibiscus syriacus
Lineage: Eukaryota; Viridiplantae; Streptophyta; Magnoliopsida; Malvales; Malvaceae
Product: rac-like GTP-binding protein ARAC11
Exons: 8
Coding region: 230-823 (197 amino acids)
Biological process (GO): actin filament organization; establishment or maintenance of cell polarity; cortical cytoskeleton organization
Cellular component (GO): cell projection; cytoplasmic vesicle; plasma membrane
Molecular function (GO): protein kinase binding; GTPase activity; GTP binding
Source: RefSeq, a predicted model, not a curated record
CGCUCAGCGAACGCUUUCAAACGGUAUAAUUUCCCGUUCCAAGCAUUCAAAGAACGAAAACAAACUCAAAAAAUUCCAGGAAAACUUUCCCUUUUUUCUAGGGUGACUGGUUGAAGAAGAAAAGUAGUAAUCUUGUUGAGUUUUCAUUAGCGGGUUCAAGCUUUGUCCUCAGGUGUUAAGAUCCGAGGCUGUUCUUUUCGCUUGAGUGAAAAAAAGGAAAGAAAAGAAAAUGAGUGCUGCCAGGUUUAUAAAGUGCGUGACUGUUGGUGAUGGUGCCGUUGGUAAAACUUGUUUGCUGAUUUCUUACACAAGCAACACUUUUCCUACUGACUAUGUGCCCACUGUUUUUGACAAUUUCAGUGCUAAUGUUGUUGUCAAUGGGAGUACUGUGAAUCUGGGGUUGUGGGAUACUGCAGGACAGGAAGAUUAUAACAGAUUAAGACCUCUGAGUUACCGUGGGGCGGAUGUGUUCAUAUUGACAUUUUCUCUCAUUAGCAAGGCCAGUUAUGAAAAUGUCUCCAAAAAGUGGAUUCCAGAGUUAAAACAUUAUGCCCCUGGUGUUCCAAUAAUUCUUGUUGGAACUAAGCUUGAUCUUCGGGAUGAUAAGCAGUUCUUUAUCGAUCAUCCUGGAGCUGUACCCAUUUCUACGGCCCAGGGAGAAGAACUGAGGAAGCAGAUUGGUUCACCUGCUUAUAUCGAAUGCAGUUCAAAAACACAGGAGAAUGUGAAGGCAGUUUUUGAUGCAGCCAUCAGAGUUGUUCUUCAACCACCCAAGCAAAAGAAAAAGAAGAGCAAAGCACAGAAGGCCUGCUCCAUAUUGUAACUGGAAAAAGAAAAUGUGAAAAGAUUACUAGAAUCCCCCGGAGUAUAGUCUCUCUCGUGACUGACAAUCCCGGAUCUCUGUGAAGUAUCUGUUGGUGUAGCGUAUUACUGUAUUGCAACUGUUGUGUUAUCGUAUUGUUGAAACAAAGUACAUGGAUGUCAUCGUUCUUUCGAAUCGUUUUCGAUAUGCUUCUGUAUUAAUGCCACUGGAACAUCCCGGUUAGGAAGUUGCAGAGACAAUUGCAAUAUUAUUGAUGUAUUGCUUUUAAAAAGGCUUGUUUACUUGUGCUUA